This is a messenger RNA of Fusarium falciforme, 3981 nucleotides long. RefSeq lists its product as hypothetical. The record is from RefSeq and is a predicted model, not a curated record. NCBI's taxonomy places the organism in Eukaryota, Fungi, Ascomycota, Sordariomycetes, Hypocreales, Nectriaceae. The transcript has 2 exons. The coding region runs from base 1 to 3981 and encodes 1326 amino acids.
AUGAAGCACCAAGUCAUUGCGUUUGCAGUGUUUGGCGGCUUCAUCAAUGCUGCCAGUGCCAUCGAGCAUGCGGAGCCGGUAUCAGCGUCAUGGUGCGUCACCUACCUAUCGACCUACCUUGCUCCCAUCGGCACUGCCGAUGCAGCUCCGAACUCGUCAGCUUUGGACUCGUUGGCUCCUGUUCUGAGUUCCCCAACGCUCAACAUUGAAUCAGAGUUUUUGUGGCCAACCGAUAUCGCAACCGCUUCUGGGAGACAACCCACGGGCUCCGAACAGUCAUCAAUUCCUUCUGGUGUCACAGUCUCCGACCGUUCCUCGUCUCCUAUUAUCUCAGCAUCUGACCUUCCGUCAGCGACUUCAGACACUCCAUCAUCGGAAACUUCUACAGGACCUGGACUAUCUGGUCAACAAGUCAUAUUCCUCAUCACACCAACGGGAGAUGUCUCGAAGCGAGAGCUUAGAGGAUUCGUGGGCAACAGUAACCCUCAAGUCUGCACUUUUGCCAGCGUCUUCACUCUAGGCUCGGGUCCUAGUUCGGGCGAGCUUUUUGACGGAGAUUUCCCUCUUUACUACCAAGGCGAGGGCAACCAGGUGUUCCAGGCGCUCGGGUCGCCUCCAGAUGGUGCCAUCACCAGGACCUUUUCCAACGAAGGGGGCACUCUUCAAUUCAAGAACCCCUCUUUACCCAGUGGCCAGGCAACGUUUUGUCAAGAUUCCUCCAGCGGCCUGGUGUACAUGGUCUUUACCUUGGGGCCACCAAACUGUACACCGGUGCGUCUGAGUGUCUAUGGAGUCGAGAAAUGCGUCGACGGUAGGCUCAUCGGCUUUGAUGAAUCUAGUGCUACUAGCUCUCAGGCAACUCAGUCUGACAGUAUCUCUGUCGUUGAUCUGGAAGAGGAGACGGGAACGUCGACUCUCCCUCUUACCCCAGAUACGUCACUGAUCGCGGGCACGUCGUCGAUGAGCAAAGCGGCACCUGCAACAAAGACCACGGCUCCCCUUUCAGGCACUACGGAUCCAACAGAGUCUGCUUCAGAGAAGUCUACACCUGCUGAGUCCUUUGGGGCUUCCUCUCUUGGUGCAUCUCUAGAGCCAUCCUCUUCCCUUCCAACCCCACCCGAGGGAACUUCUUCACAGGCCGAAGUGUCGUCUCUGUAUUCAACCGUAUUGCCAGAGACAGAGGCAACAAUAGCUUCCUCAUCGAUCGAUGUACCUAGCAGUGCCUUCAUCGAGUCCUCCACGCUAGGCGAGCCGCCAUCAUCGGUCGAGUCCUUGCUGUCGACCGAGUCCUUGCUGUCGACCGAGUCCUUGCUGUCGACCGAGUCCUUGCUGUCGACCGAGUCCUUGCUGUCGACCGAGUCCUUGCUGUCGACCGAGUCCUUGCUGUCAACCGAGUCCCUAGAUUCAACAGAAGCUCCAACGCCGACUGAGCCACUAAUGUCAACCGAUAUACCGACGUCAACGGAGUCACUACUGUCGAAUGAACUGCCAACAUUAUCUGAGACUGAGUCCAUCGAGUCGCAAACAUCAGCCGAGUUGUCAACGUCGAGUGAGUCCUUGGAGUCCAGCGAUACACUGGUAUCGGCGGAACCGCCGACAUCAAGCGAGUCACCAACGACGAGCGAUUUACCAACCACCAUCGUCGAAGAACCUUUUGUGAUCACCAACUCAUUCCCGGGUGGCAGAUUCUCAGAUGGCCUUGGCGACUUGGAAAUCUCGGGUGAUGUCACCCACCAGAUUGGAGGGUGCUUCAAGGACGACGGUAGCCCUGACGAUGGAUGUGCUGCCAUGAGAGCAAAUGGCGGCGGAACGGCCCAGCCGAUCAAGGCAAAACGAGGCUUGGAUACAUUCGCAGGCAUGUCAACGUGGCUAGGGUUCCUCCGCCCCAGCACAAAGGUUCUCUAUACGGUCCAGUUCUACUACGCCGUCAUUAGCUACGGAGGAGGCUGGAAUAUGUGCACCGUCGAGGCAUGGCUUGGUAACCGCUACUUCUACUUCAAUGACCACUUCGUCAUGGGAAACAGCGUCAGAUGGACGAGAGUCCUCACGUCCGUCAUGGCUGAUUCCACCCGAGCCAACUUUGGCAUCUGGAUGGAUUGCUGGGGCACUGGGUAUGCCGAGCUCUACGUCGACUCGAUUUUCAUCUCGAACCAGGUCACACCUCAGAAUAUUGACCGAUUCCAGCUGAAUUUUGAGGAUAGCCCCAACAACCCUUCACCUAGCAGCACCAAGAGGAGCUCUAGUUCUAGUUCUACGUCCAGAUCUAGCUCUGGAUCUCUUUCUACUCCCUCUACCCCUGGGUGGUCUCAGCCCGGAUUCACAUCUCGAUCUACUCUUCCUACUCCUAGUUUGUCUCAACCUCGUUCUACAUCUCGAUCUACCCCUUCUACCCCUGGCUGGAUGCCUACGGUCAGCUCGGACCAAGAGCCACCUGGCACCCCCAGCAAGAGAAGCAGUAGCACUAUCAAUUCUCUUGUCAUAGAGUCUGAGCACACACCUCUCUACACCCCUACAGAAAGCUGGAACACACCUACAUAUAGUGGGCGCACACACAUUAACUCUUCCUCCCUCGCUCACAGCUGGAAUACUCCCAUCAACAGCCCGUCCACCCCUGGCAAUUGGCAUACCCCUGUCGCUAGCUGGCACACACCUACGAGGAGUCCUGCCUCUCCCACUACUGGACAGCCCCCCAGGACAGCGAUUGCCUCACAGCCUGUCUGCCCGGAUGGCUGGCGCUUUCCAGGUCACUGCGGCCAAGCAUGGCCCACACCUACGAGCCCCAUCUGCGAACGACGCGGAUGGCCUGAAGCACGUUAUUAUGAAUACACUCUCGAGGACAAGCCUCUCCAAGGCCUCGACAUUCAAAGGUGUGCUAUCACGUGCGCCUACAUGGAUGACUGCUUCUCCUUUUCAGUGAACCCAUACAGUCCCAGCAAGCCGUGUAUCUUCCUGAAGCAGCGCUUGGGCGAGGUUCCGUUCCCGGAGCCGACUCCUGGAUUUGAUGAUUACCUAAUCUGGUCUGAUCUUGAAUGUUUCAACUGUUUCCUGUGCGGCGAGAUGCCGAGCUCGAGCUUGUGGCUUCCUCAUCCAAGUACACUUGACGGAGGGGGUCACUCAACACCAACAACCCCUGGGAGCCCAGCGACGAGUGACCAAGGAGGGCAUCACACACCUGGGCCGGGACAGAAUUCGUUAACUCAUGACGACUGGGAACAUUCCACCCCUACGGCCUCUCGACGUUCAACCACCACUUCGCAAGCUCCCGAGUCCUCGACAAGUACUUGUCGGUACACACACGGCGAGUUGUGCCAGUUCAGCUACAAGAGCGACCUUCUCUGCUCCUACGCUGCCAAAUACACUGGAGAAACAUGGACCGAGAGUCGAAAUGACUACCCCCAUCAAGACCGCUACGAACAGUGCGCUGCCAUCUGCCAAACCCUCGAGGGCUGUCAAUCGGCAGGUUACUACAUGGUCGAGAACCGCUGCCUCUUCACGGGCGCCACUCUCACCAUAUCAGACAUGAUCAUCUAUGAUGACGACCCCUGGAAGCACUCGCUCUGGACGGACAAGCGCUGCUGGACCUGCCCAGACUGCAUCCCAGAGUCGGUCCCCAUCAUACCCAGCACCUUCUGCUCCUACACCCCAGGUGACAGCUGCAGCCGGGUCGGCGUCUCGGAAGAUAUCAUCUGCAACCUACCUGCCUACAUGCCCGGCGGGUACUGGACAGGAGAUCAGUGGGCUGACCAAUACCCGUUGCAGCUGCAGGGGUCAAACGAGGAGUGCGCCGCCAUCUGCAGGGCGAUACAAGAUUGCAAGGGCUCAGGUUGGAAGGACGGCCGCUGCAUGCUUUCAGCGUUCAAACUCUCCCUGAAUCCAGAUGAUCCCGUCCCUCUACAGACCGACAAUCCUUCCCUGUUCAAUGCCGUGUGGGAUGACCCGGCAUGCUUCAACUGCCCGGGGUGUUACCAGGUAGAUGAGUAG